UUAAUACUAGUACAAGUUCGUAACUUUUAAGAUAAAGAAGGAGAAAAUAAUUAGUCGAAUUUUGUUGCGUUUUAUAUAUCGUUAAUUCAGUACUAUCAAUUCAAUCGUUAGCAUAAACCAUGUUUAAUAGAAACGUAAAAACCAUUAUUUGUAUCGAUUACCACAUCGUGAUUUGAUUUUAUUUAUUGUUUCUUACAUAUAUACAUGUAUACAAAUAGAAUUAUUUAUCAUAGUAUCUUUGAAGGAUAAAUGUAUAUACGUAAUUAUUUUAAAAUGGUAGAAGUUGUGAACCAAUAUAUAUGUAUAUACAUAUGUUUUGUGUGUGUAUGUAUAUGUACAAGAUUUUUUUUUUAAUGAAAUAUCUCGAUCGGUAUUUCCACAUUUCGUUUGUAAUGCCAUCUAACAAGAAUUAUUUGAAGCAUUCAAAGUCAGUCGAGAAACGUCCAUAUUACGUCAAAGAAUUCGAAAAUUUAAACGUAUAAUCGGUAUAAUAGAAAGCUUAGGAUCGUGCAGUUUGCUCGUGAACGUUGUACUUGUUGCACAAAAAGUAUCAUUCGUAACUUGCUCAAAUCGUGCCUACCUCAGUUCUCAUAAAAUAAGAUAGAUUUAAUGAAAGAACAUCGUUAGAAUUGAUCAUAUUGAAAUAUUUAAAUCGUGUUGUUUACGAAAUAAGUUUGAACUAACCGAAAGAAAAAGAAAAACUUGUCGAACGAUGCAUUGUUACAUUGAGGACAUAUUAUCAUAACAUGGCGACUAAAAGCAGGGAAUACAAAGGCUUUUGUAAAUUAUAAUUUAGUUAGGAGCGAGUACUCCAAAAGAUCCAGUAUAAUUUGUAAUUUAAAAAAACUAAAUCUUAGUCAAAAUUUAUAAAUGAAAGGCCUAUAGAAAAUUCUUUGACAACAUUCCAUGAAUUAUUCAUAAGUGCACAAAGGACAUCAAAAUAUAUAAAGAUAACAAAGAACAAGAUAUAUGGGUUUAAAGCAAGAAUUUCAUGGUUUAUAAUCAUUUAUUUAAUUUCUUUAACUAAUUUUUUGAUAAUACACCUGCAUAAAACUUUAUUAUGCUGCUAAUUUGAAUAUAAUUUAAAAAUAUAGAAAAAAAUAUUGCAUAGUUUAUCUCAUUAUUUAUAUUUUGCUUUUUCGUAUAUUGCUUGUUUUGAGAAUACCAUGACAAAAUAUUAUUGAAUUAAAUGGAUUUGCUAUUUUGAUCUUUGGAUAUUUAUUUCAUUGCAGUAUCAUUGUUUGUUUUAAUGUUAUUAUUAAAUAUAGUAUAUACUGUGCAAUUGUAGUUCGAUAUAUUAAUGUAAAUAAAAAAAUUAAAUUUAAUAACGUACAUAUAAUAAAUAUACAAGAGAAUUAAGGGGAAUGUGCCUAAGUGAAAAUAAUACAGAAGCAAAGUUAUUUGCCUUUAUAUCUUGUGCCUUGAACAUAUUAGAUAUUGCUGUAAAUAAAGUUGAAUGAUUUAUAAAGUUAUUUUGAUUGGGAUGUUAAAAUAGGUACAACGCUCAUUUGUAACACAAUUUAGUGUUGCGUUAGAAUUAUCAAGAGCAAGCUUCUUAGUGCUUUUUAAUACUAUAUUAAUUAUGUAUCACACUAUGUAUCCACCACAAAUGAUGGUGCAGAUUAUGGGUGGCCAACAUGCGAGUGGACAAUAUCUAUCAACGCCAACACAAAUGGUACAUAUUAAUAGUACAAAUGUAUUAUCACCGGCAGAAUAUACACAGUAUAUACCUGAUGUGUCUGGCCAUAAUAGGCAUCAUAUGAUGCAGACUGGAAGUUAUCCAUUGGAAUUAUUGCAAUUAAUGGGUGUUGAAAUUCCUUCAUUGCGGCACAUAGAUUAUGUCAGUAAUGUAGGUACUGGUUCUGGUUCAGGAAACUGGCCAAGGCGAAUUAUUCCGCCAAACAAUACUUCCCCUCUACAACCGCCCUUGCAUCUAAAUUUUAGACCAUCAAAUAAUAAUUCAAUAAAGAAACAACAUUGGAGUAAUAAAACAAGUAAAAAAAGUUCGUAUAGAGAAAACUUUUUGUAUAAUGAUAAAUAUAAUAGUGACAGUGGCUUUAGUUCCCGUUCUCCAACCCCCAGUAAAUAUCAAGCUGAUAGUAGCCAGAAUGAAAGUUCAGAUGAACGGGAUUCUAUAACAUCUUCAAUUGAGCGAGGAAUCAAAAAGUUACAUAGAGUGCAAUCAGACUAUAGUAUUGUAAAUAAUAAAAUUACAGAAGAGGGUUUUAUUUCAAGUGCCUCAGCACAUCAAUUUUAUCAAAAUCAACGACCCGUUAAUUAUUAUCCUGCUUUUUCAACUCCCAGAUCAUUACAAAAUUAUCAGAAUAAAAGGAGAUAUCAUACAGGUAAAGGUAGUCCACCCCCUCAAAGAUCUCAACGGGGUAAAAAAUUCACAGGAGUAAUAUUACCAGGUUACAGUAUGUUCCCUAGGUGUUACACAGCUCCAGAUCGAUUUCUCGCUAGAUCUCAUCUUAUUGAAGUAAAUUACACACCAGCUGAUUUAAUAACUGGAACCGUGUGGGACAAACUUUCGCAGGAUAUUUGGAAGAAGUUUAUUACAAAUCAGCAAACUGAAGUUGUUUAUAGAAAUAAAAUGAAUCUUUGGAAAUAUCUCUAUGUUUUAAUAAAGGGAACAUUUCCAAAAUAUGGAUUAUUUUUGGUUGGUUCAACAAUGAAUGGUUUUGGAUCUGACAAUAGUGAUGUAGAUAUGUGCUUAUUAGUGAGACAUACGGAAAUGGAUCAAAGAAACGAAGCUAUUGCCCAUUUAGAACAGAUAUUAAGGUGUCUCAAACGAUCUGAUAUUAUAACACAACUUGAACUUAUACAAGCAAAAGUUCCAAUCUUGAAGUUUCACGAUGCUAUGCAAAAUUUAGAAGUUGAUCUCAAUUGCAAUAAUGCUGUAGGAAUACGUAAUACUCAUCUCCUUUAUUGUUAUUCUCAAAUUGACUGGAGAGUAAGACCUUUGGUUCUAGUUGUCAAAUUAUGGGCUCAAUGUCAAAAUAUAAAUGACGCCAAAAACAUGACGAUAUCUAGUUACUCUUUAGUUUUAAUGGUCAUACAUUUUCUACAAUGUGGCGUCAAUCCUCCAGUUCUUCCAUGUUUACAUUCUUUAUAUGUAGGAAAAUUUGGACCGCAUACAGAUAUUCAUUCCAUAGAUAUUAAUGAGAAAUUAAACAUUCCACAUACAUGGUUUUAUCCUACAAAUCGUCAAUCGCUCGGAGAACUUUUUGUAGAAUUUUUUAGAUAUUACGUCACAUUCAAUUUCAGCCAAUAUGCAAUUUCUGUACGUUUGGCACGUAAAAUACCAAUAGACGAAUGUAGGAGAGCACGAUCGUUAAAAAAUGAUCCACAUCAAUGGAAAUGUCUAUGUAUCGAAGAACCAUUUGAUUUGACAAAUACUGCUAGGUCGGUGUAUGACCCAGAUGUAUUUGCAAGAAUCAAGCAGAUAUUUGAUUGUACCUACCAAAAACUAAAGGAAGGUCAUAAUUUAGCAAGCAUCUUUGUCAAAGUUAAUACUAUAUCAUCUUUUGCUAUGACAUAAUGAUAUCCUAAAUAUUAGUGCUUAAGAAUAUAGGCACUAUGUAGGAUAAUCAGGUGCUUCCACAUAUUUUGCGUUAGCAAUGAUCCUCUUUUAAGCUAGAGGUAUUUUGAAUAUUUGUCACCUAACGGUGUAAGAAACGAUAUACACUGUGAUGAAAUAAUUCUGAGCUUGUCUCAGUUCAAUGUGAUCAUACUUGUGAUAAUAAUUUAGCAUGAAUUCAUCUUAUUUCAUUGAUGUGUUAAGAGUAAAACUGCAAAUAGUGUCCCUUUUUUUCUCUAUUUUGUCUGCAAUUAUUUUCUAUGAAAAUCUCAGAUUAUUUUUUAUACAUCUUUGAUAUCAUUUCACUCCUAAUAUGAUCGAAUAUGAAUUAUUUUGGUGAUAUUUACGUACAUACUCUUUAAAUAUUUUUCAUUAUGAGAAAAAGGGAUAUAAACAUAUAGACUGUGAAACGCUUCCUAAAAAAAGUAUUAGUUAUGUGAAAUGUGAAAUGAAUAAAUAAGUUUAUCCUGAUGUAUAUUAAAAAUUAUAUAGUGCGUAACAGAAGAAACAUGUUACUUUACAUAGAAAUCUUUUGCAUCAUUAAACGAAGCUGUGGUGCCUUGUGUUUAUCACUUUUUAAUAACUAAGAUCUCGUGCGGUGCCAGCCAAUUCGAUAGUUUCGUUAAGAUUUGUCGUAGACAAAAUUACAGAAAUAUGGACAAGACUUACUCUGCACGUGUGUUCUAAUGUCGUCUCGGCAUUAAUAUAGAAUAUUAUAAAUUUUUGCUGAAAUUAAUUUAUAAAAAUUAAAAACAAAAAAAAAUAUAAAUGAGAUAUAGCGUAAUAUUUAUGUAUACUGCAGAGAAAGUUCUACAUAUAUAAAAGUAAAGUGACACUGUAACGAAAUUGUGUUAUUAAGCGAAAUAUCGAAAAGAAAGAGGAAAAGAAAGAAACAGAAGAAGAAAGAAAAAAAGAAAGAAAGAGAGAAAGAAAGAAAGAAAGAAAGAAAGAACCAAAAAAAAAACAAAAAAGAAUAAAACAAAAAAUGGUACUUAUUAAUAUAAAACGUUACUGCCUACAAUACAGAGUGCACUAGUGUAGGAUGUAACAAUAGUUAUAAAGUAAUUAUUUUGAAACUAUUAUAACAAAAUAAAACAAAACAAAACAAAAAAAAA
Molecule: messenger RNA, 4695 nt
Organism: Vespula pensylvanica (western yellowjacket)
Lineage: Eukaryota; Metazoa; Arthropoda; Insecta; Hymenoptera; Vespidae
Product: poly(A) RNA polymerase gld-2 homolog A-like
Exons: 11
Coding region: 1583-3541 (652 amino acids)
Cellular component (GO): cytosol
Molecular function (GO): poly(A) RNA polymerase activity
Source: RefSeq, a predicted model, not a curated record